Megalops cyprinoides (Indo-Pacific tarpon) is the source of this 2444-nucleotide messenger RNA. RefSeq names its product liprin-beta-2-like. Gene Ontology annotation, cellular component: presynaptic active zone. The record is from RefSeq and is a predicted model, not a curated record. The transcript is spliced from 20 exons. NCBI's taxonomy places the organism in Eukaryota, Metazoa, Chordata, Actinopteri, Elopiformes, Megalopidae. The coding region runs from base 17 to 2128 and encodes 703 amino acids. Gene Ontology annotation, molecular function: protein binding. Gene Ontology annotation, biological process: neuromuscular junction development.
GCUGAAGUUGGUGGGAAUGGAAGAGGACCACAGCGAUGGGGACAACAAGCAACACAAAGCUGAGUGUGUAGUCAGUCUAAUUAGUGAGCUCCAGGAGCAGAUGUGUAAUUUUCAGCAGGAGAUCAGUACCAGAAUCCAGGAGAAAAAGGCUCUGGAGGAGCAAGCCAAUGCUAGCUCUCAGGCGACCCAGGAGAGCACAGCCACAGACCUUGGAAGCUCCCACACUGAGGACAUCUGUCACUGUAGAGGCGAGAAUGGCUUGCUGCAAGAAUUGAGACUGCUGAAAAAUAAAGUGGACGAGCUGGAAGGAGAGAAAUCUCAGUAUGAAAGAAAACUGAAAGCCACUAAGGCAGAAAUCGCAGACCUUGAGCAACUGCUGGCAACAAAAGAUGCCGAAAUAGAAUGUCUACAGAACCAGCUGUCAUCCAGAGGCCCCACAUCCGGUGACAGUGCAGAGAAAGAUCAACUAAUGCAAAGGUUGAAAACAGGAAUGGAGACAUUGUUAGCGGCGAACGAUGAAAAGGACCGUCGCAUUGAGGAGCUCAGAGUCCUCUUAAACCAGUACAGAAGGAUAAAGGAUUUCAUGGCCCUCGCUCAAGUCUCUGGUGAGAGGAUUCUUUCUGGCAGUAGUGAGGAGGAGCUGAGCGCUAGUCUGAAGAUGUCCUCCAGCAGUUCCUCACCACUUCUGGUGUUUCCUUUAUUGUUGCAAAAGGAGUUAGAGUCCAGCUGCAAGAGCGUGCUGAUGUCUCCCGGGUCCAUGGUCUCCCCCGGUGACACUGGGUUCCAGAACGGACAAUGGAUGCAAACAAGCAGCUUGGAGGAGUUACAGAGUGGCUCUUACCAAAAGCAUGUGGUGGAGGAAUCAGUAGAACCUGUUGUAUCAGCAGAGACUCUGCAUAUCGAUGUUAGCAAGUACCAGACACUACCAGGGAAGCUGUCUAGAUGCAACCAAAAUGGAGGGAGAGAAAAGCAUUCAGCACCUCUUCAGAAAUCAGCAGAUGAGAGCGAAAACAGGAAUUUCAGCCUAAGAAAGACAGAGAAGAUGGGUGACACCACAUUCCCUGACCUCCCACUGCUGGCAUCUAUUGGCGAAUCAGAGCACCAGUCCCCUCUCUCCCAGGACAACUACAAAGACCACAAGGGUAUCAAGAAGCUCUGGGGAAAUGACAUGAGCACUCCCUUCUCCAAGUGGACGAAGGAGCAGGUGUGUGGCUGGAUGGAGGACUAUGGUCUGGGACAUUACGUCAACCUGGCCAGACAGUGGGUCAACAAUGGACAGACUCUCCUUUCGGCUACACCCCAGGACUUUGAGAAGGAAAUGGGAAUCAGGCAUCCUCUGCACAGGAAGAAGUUACAGCUGGCACUCCGGUCUUUCAACACCAAAGUUAUGGAGAAAUCGUCAGAACUGGACCAUACCUGGGUAACCCGCUGGUUGGACGACAUUGGCUUACCUCAGUAUAAAGACCAGUUCAAUGAAAGCAGGGUUGAUGGGCGAAUGAUUCAGUACUUGACAGUGAACGACCUCCUGUUCCUGAAAGUCACCAGUCAGUUCCAUCACCUCAGCAUCAAGUGCGCCAUCCAUGUCCUCCAUGCCAACAAGUUUAACCCGCACUGCCUGAGGCGCAGGCCAGGGGACGAGAACAAAGCGUCCCCCUCAGAGGUGGUACAGUGGUCCAACCACCGGGUGAUGGAGUGGCUGCGCUCGGUGGACCUGGCUGAGUACGCCCCCAACCUAAGGGGAAGCGGGGUGCAUGGCGGGAUGAUCAUCCUGGAACCGCGCUUUAAUUCAGACACCUUUGCCAUGCUCCUGAAUAUUCCCCCGCAGAAGACCCUCCUGCGACGCCACCUUGCCACCAACUUCAACACACUUGUUGGUCCUCAGGCCCAGCAGAAGAGCAAAUUCUCAGAGUCUUCUGGCCACGCCCCACUCACCACCACUGCCAAAGUCCGGCCAAAGAAGCUGGGGUUUUCCUCCUUUGGACACUUGUGGAAAAAGAAACUGGACGACUCCACAGAUUACAUUUGCCCUACGUUGGAACUGAAUGUGGCUGUCCACCCCUACUCAGGUUUUAGAGGACUGAGCCCAAUCUUAGACUGUGAUGCAGAGAGAAAGGACCAGGUGGGGUGAAAAAAACUGAUGACACCUGACCUCCACCCUUCACCGCUAAGCUUGCACCCAAUAACCCCUGUCGCUUUCAGCCAUUGUAACAUCACGACCCCCUUAGCCAAGGGCCUCCACGACAUUCAUGGACAUACUAAAAUGGACAUGGAGUGGGAUAAUUUUAUGUCUCCUUUUUCCAACAGUGUCCUUUCACUGCGGAUUCUGCAUUUUAGGGUCAGCCUGUCACAUCUCUCUCUCAUGGCUUUAAUAUAUGCUCAUACCAACUGAAUUAAUAUGUUAAUGUAUUUUUUAAACUAUAUAAGAAUACAGUAUAUGAGUCUCA